This is a messenger RNA of Alternaria atra, 2697 nucleotides long. RefSeq lists its product as uncharacterized. Bases 1 to 2697 code for a protein of 898 amino acids. Gene Ontology annotation, molecular function: DNA binding; DNA topoisomerase type I (single strand cut, ATP-independent) activity. The record is from RefSeq and is a predicted model, not a curated record. Gene Ontology annotation, biological process: DNA topological change; DNA replication; chromosome segregation. Gene Ontology annotation, cellular component: nucleolus; chromosome. The transcript is spliced from 4 exons. Lineage: Eukaryota; Fungi; Ascomycota; Dothideomycetes; Pleosporales; Pleosporaceae.
AUGGCUAACAAUAAUUCUCCCAUAGUCAAGUCAAACGAACAGAUCACCAAAGCCGAAGACAGGAAAAUGGACGCCGAAGUCCCUUCCAACGGUCACGUCGAGCCCGGCAUCUCAAUCCGUAUGGGCCCGGUUGACGACGAUGACAAAAUGGAUGUGGAUGCGCCUGAGACCAACGGAAAGCGCAAGUCGCGCAGUAGCGUCACCAACGGCAAAUCGUACAAGGACGCCAGUAGCUCAGAAGAUGACGAUAAGCCUUUGAGUAAGCGGCGGCGGACCUCACAGCAAGCCAAACCUCCCAUGGAUGACUCCGACUCAGAGCUCAGCGAUGUGCCCUUAAAGGCUAGGGUUCUCCCGAAAGCAAGCGCCGAACAGAUCGGAGAGUCUGCGGACUCUGACGUGCCUCUUGCUAAGAAGCUCACAAAGAAGAAGGAGUCUAUUGAAAAGGCCGCCGCAAAAGAGGCGCAGGCUUUGCGCAACAAGGAGAAGGCCGCCCCAAAACGCAAGCAGAAAGUAGAGAGUGACAGCGACGAUGACGUUCCUCUUGCGAAGAAAAAGGUGCCAGCGAAGAAGGCGAAUGGUGUUAAGAAGGAGGAGUCCGAUUCUGAUGCUCCGCUCGCGAAAAAGGCUGCCCCGAAGAAGGUCACUAAAGCGAAACCUGCCGCUUCCGCCGCCGCCGCACCUGCAAAGAAGGGCAAGGGCAAAGUCAAGAAAGAGGAGACAGAGCAAGAUGACGAGGCUGAGGCUGAGGAGGACGAGUACCGCUGGUGGGAAGACCCAGGCAAGAGUGAUGGUACCAAGAAGUGGGAUACAUUGGAACACGCCGGUGUUGUCUUUCCUCCGGAGUACGAGCCGCUCCCUAAGCACGUCAAAUUGGUCUACGACGGCGUACCUGUCACUCUGCACCCAGAGGCUGAGGAGGUGGCUACCUUCUACGGAAGUAUGCUGAACUCUACCCACAACGUCGAGAACCCAACCUUCAACAAAAACUUCUUUGAAGAUUUUACUACUUACCUGGACAAGACUGGACACGGCAAGGAUAAGGACGGAAACACAGUCAAGAUCAAGAAGUUCGAGAAGUGCGACUUCAAGCCCAUCUUCGAAUGGUUCGACGCGGAGCGCGCAAAGAAGAAGGCUCUCCCGGCAGCAGAGAAGAAGGCACUCAAGGCCGAGAAGGAGGCCGCCGAGGCAGAGUACAUGUACUGCAUGUGGGAUGGUCGCAAGCAGAAGGUCGGCAACUUCCGUGUUGAACCUCCUGGCCUUUUCCGUGGUCGCGGUGAGCACCCCAAGACUGGGCGUGUAAAGAAGCGCGUUAUGCCCGAGCAGAUCACGAUCAACAUUGGCGAGAAGGCCAAGGUCCCUGAGCCGCCCGUGGGUCAUCGUUGGAAGGAGAUCAAGCACGAUCACGAAGGUACAUGGCUAGCUAUGUGGCAAGAAAACAUCAACGGUGCCUACAAGUACGUCAUGCUUGCUGCCAACUCCGACAUUAAGGGUCAGAGCGAUUUCAAGAAGUUUGAGAAGGCGCGAGAACUCAAGAAGCAUAUUGAUCGUAUCCGGAAGGACUACCGAAAGGAUCUUAAUUCCAAGAUGAUGGCUGACCGUCAGCGUGCUACUGCCAUCUACCUCAUCGAUCAAUUCGCCCUCCGUGCUGGCAACGAGAAGGGAGAAGAUGAGGCUGAUACAGUCGGUUGCUGCUCGCUGAAGUUUCAGCAUAUCACCCUGAAGCCCCCAGAGACUGUCAUUUUUGAUUUCUUGGGUAAAGACAGUAUUCGAUUCUACGACGAAGUCAAGGUCGAUCCACAAGUCUUUAAGAACCUGAAACUUUUCAAGAAGGAGCCCAAGACCACAGGCGAUGACAUCUUCGAUCGACUGACCACGUCGGGUCUCAACAAGCAUCUUACAAGCUACAUGCCUGGUCUUACCGCAAAGGUUUUCCGUACCUACAACGCCUCCUACACAAUGGCUCGCUUACUGAAGGAGAUGAAGGCUACUGGCACGAUUCAGGAGAAGGUGAAGGCUUACAACGACGCCAAUCGCGAAGUUGCCAUCUUGUGUAACCACAAGCGUACUGUCGCCGCAAGUCACGCCACCUCCAUUGAAAAGAUGAACGAGAAGAUUAAUGGUCUUCGUUAUCAAGUUUGGAGGACCAAAAUGAUGAUGAUCGAUGUAGACCCCAAGAUCAAGAAAAAGAAGGGCGCUGAGUACUUUGAGCGACCUGAAGAUCUCGACGACGAAUGGGUCAAGCAGCACCAGGACGCGGAGGUCGAAGAGAUGCGCCAAAAGAUCACCAAGAAGUUCGAAAAGGACAAUGAGAAGCUCAAGGCCGAAGGCGAGAAGGAGAUGAAGCCUAAGGAGCUUGAAGAGCGCAUGGACAAGGUCAACGAGCUAGCUGCUAAGUACAAGAAGGAGAACAAGACUGGCAAGGUUGAAGCCGAGGGCAAGGGCCCAACUGUUGAAAAGCUCGAGGCCAACGUCGAUAAGCUCAAUCAGCGCAUCGAGAACAUGAAGAUCCAGAUGGAGGACAAGGAGGGCAACAAGGAAGUUGCCCUAGGCACAUCUAAGAUUAACUACAUCGAUCCCCGUCUCACUGUAGUCUUCUCCAAGAAGUUCGACGUCCCCAUUGAGAAGUUCUUCUCUAAGACACUUCGGGAGAAGUUCGACUGGGCCAUCAAGUCGGUUGAUGAAACCUGGGAGUUCUAG